This is a messenger RNA of Polypterus senegalus (gray bichir), 1126 nucleotides long. RefSeq names its product CD209 antigen-like protein E. Gene Ontology annotation, cellular component: external side of plasma membrane. The record is from RefSeq and is a predicted model, not a curated record. Gene Ontology annotation, molecular function: carbohydrate binding. Gene Ontology annotation, biological process: biological process involved in interspecies interaction between organisms. Bases 114 to 1001 code for a protein of 295 amino acids. Lineage: Eukaryota; Metazoa; Chordata; Cladistia; Polypteriformes; Polypteridae. The transcript has 13 exons.
CCGCCUUUGAAGAAAGCAGAAGUUCCAAUAAGAGGAAGUGGUGGCACAUUUGACUUGGCAGAGCCUCACGUGUGGGUUUCAUGUGAACAUUGGAUUAUCAGGUUUACACAGAAAUGGAGACGGACCCCCAAGCAAUGGAAGAGCCGGCGACAUGGAAGACAAAAGGUGUUCCUGCCAAGCCGCACUUCCCAGUCCGGCCACUUUACGUCGUUCUGGCUGCUGCAGCACUUUUUGGGAUUGUCAUUGUGUGUUUGUUCCUCAGCAAAUCUUCAGAAAUGGCGGCAGAAACUCGGCUUCUGAGGGCCGAGCAGGCGAAGGUCCAAGAGAACUACAACUCCUCGGCGAUCAAGUCCAUGGAGGCCGAAAUCGAACAGACGCAAAGCAAAGUUUCUGAAGUUUCCUCCAAAAUGGAGAAUCUGCAGCGUUCAGUUGCUGAAAUGUCUUCUCAGCUCGAGAACGUGGGAUCAGCCCUGAAGGACAUGGCCUCAGAUAUGUCAACACAAAUGAGGAAACUGCAGCGUGAAGUCUCCAGAGUUUCGUUACAAGUGAGGCUUCUGCAGAUGGGAGGUGGCGAUAAGUCGUUCAAUCUGCACGAAUGGGAGACGAAGGUCAGAAAUGAGACAGCCAACAGCAACUGGAGUGACUUGAGUGGACACCAGUACUACUUCUCCAGUAACAGGCUCUCCUGGACGUCAGCAAGGGACACCUGUACCUCCAUGUCCUCCUAUCUGGCAGUGGUCACCACUGAGCAGGAGCAGGACUUCAUCAUCAGCAAAAUGAGAGAAAGGUCCUGGGUUGGACUGAGUGACCUGGAAGAGGAGUCCGUCUGGAAGUGGACAACCGGGGAGCCCGUGGAGCAAAGCUUUUGGGAAUCUGGUGAGCCAAACAACGAGUUUGAUGAAGACUGUGGAGAAAUCAAGGAGAAUGGAAAGCUCAACGACAUUCCCUGUAAUCUGAGGAGACGCUUUGUCUGUGAAAAAGACAACGCGGGCGCUCAGUGAAAGAUGGAGACUGGCGGUCCUGCUAGGUGGGACUCAAAGUGCCCUCCUCACCAUCGGCUUUGGUGUCUUCAGUCCUGAGAAUGUGCAGGACAUCAAUAAAUAAAUAAAAGACGUCAAACCACAAA